AUGAGUGCGGCCACCAUGGUCAUCGAUGCACCCUCCAGGCAGGCGUCUUUAUCCCCCACACGCGCUGCACUGGCCAGCGCGUCGGAGAAAGCUGCGGCCAAACCAGGCCAGGUGAUUGUCGGAGCGCUGCGCAUUCGCGUAUUGCAGGCGAUCGAUUUGCCAUCACCGAAAGCUGUUGAAAAUGGCAUCGUAGUGACGUCGUCAUGGCUACCCUUUCCAGGACGCAGACCCUCGAACCACCCCACUUUACAGCAUGAAGCUGUGCCAGACAUGAUCAGCGUGUUAUUGCGGGUAUCAAACUCGGGAUUUUUCGCAACGGAAUCUCGCGCUUGGGCCAGUGCGAUUUGCUGGGAUGAAGAAUUUUACGUGGAACAAGUGAGCUCGACGGACGAGCUGGAGCUUUUCUGUGUAGACCGAAUGAGAAAUAAAACACACGCGCGUUUACCGCUUCAAGGCGAAAUCAGUUCAUGUGCAGGAUUCAUUGGAAAAGUAACUUUGCCACUAGCUCGGCUCCCAGAAGGACAGGAAGUAGAGCAGUGGUACCCUCUCGUACGGAAGGAUUCUUCGUCCGCGUUGCGUACAGCUCUACGAGUUUCGUUGUGUUUUGUGCCGAAUGGGGUACCAGCUUCUGCUUCCACAAGUCCUGAAAGAAGACGUGUGACGCCCACGUCAAUGUUGCCGCCGUCUCCAGCAACGGAGAUUUCCUCGGCAUCACCAGUGUCGAAACAAUUGCGAGUAGAGACGUCUGAAGCUGCAGCGAUUCCGCUUGAGACUGGGAUUAUCGACUAUGUAAUCGUGGUGGGGACUGCGGCUAACGACGAUAUCUCAGCGACUUUGGACGAGGCACAGGUGCGUUUCCGGUAUCCACUCACAGAUCGACCGGAUUUCCCUCUACCGACAAAAAUUGAGUGGUUUUGCUUCCCUGGUGGACCGGAGAUUGUCACUCAAGCUGAUCGGCCACCGAGUAAAUUAUUUUCAUUUGUACUGGUGGGUGGCGACGAUGGUCUGUGCAGAUGUUACGUCGUUUGUCUUGUGGUGUAUCAUCGCCACUCCAAAAGUAGAGGGGCCGAAGUGAACGAGUGGGAUGCAACGUGUGUGGCGUUUUUGACGCGGCUUCCGCUGAUUGAAGAGGUUACAACAUGUCUGCUCGCUGUGGCUCACGCUUGGAUCGCUGCAAAUGGAGACAAGGAGAAUAAUAUCACAGUGGAUACUGACAAGACUCGACUCGCAAAUACACGGAAGCAAUUAUGCAGUCUUUGUCACGAGAUCACGCUACCCAUUCGAGGAGUUUUUGGCGUCCAAUUUGCAGUUCACAGCCUCAAAGUUCGCCUUAUGGUGCCGUCCAUGACGUCAAUUUACACGAUGAAAGAGGCUUUGCUAGCACGACCAGAACUUCGACGUACAGCCUCAGCCCAAGGAGCACAGCCAUCUCCUACGAAAGCGAGAAGCUUCAUCGCUAUCCAGCAAGGUUUCCAGCCACUUGUGUAUUCGCUCGAGCCGAUUUUCCAGCUCUUUGACAUCAAGACGAUCAUCUAUCUCGUGGCACUAGUUCUCUGUGAGUAUCGGAUACUUAUCCACUCCACACAGCAGUCUCUGUUGUGUCCUGUCGCUGAGGGGCUUUGUGCACUCAUCUACCCAUUCCGUUGGCAACAUCCGUACGUGCCUAUUUUACCUCGAGUGCUUUCCGAAUAUCUCCAGGCUCCGCUCCCGUAUAUCCUGGGAAUUCACACGAGUUGGCUACAAAGUUUGCUGGAAAACGGGCGGCCGGAACAUCUCGUGGUGGUUGACAUCGAUCGCGGGACCAUCCAACUGCAGGAAUCCGGCGGACCUGUGCUACCUCACAAGUUAACAACAGCUUUUCAUCACCGGCUUAAGACUAUCUUACACCCGUCCUUAUUUGGAGAAAUGGAGAGCAACACUGAUGAUGCCCUGAAGCAAGACGAAGAACGACGCGAUAUCGUUGAGUGGGGCCCAGACACAGGGAAGCAAGUGCGUAUGGAGCUCGUGUGCUUCCUUUCUACUCUCGUGAGAGGCUACCGUGAAUGUCUAUUCUUUGUGAACCAGAAGCUGCCAGUGUUUAACAAACGCCGCUUUUUCGAGAGUGAAUCUACAGACAGUGAAGUGGCGCCGUUGGUGACCAGGUUGUUCUGCACACAGGCCUUCCAGUCGUUUCUGGAGAGCCACAGCUCAGCUGAGCUAAGUGUUUUCCAUUCCGUGUAUCUAACGCUUUGUCGAGGGCCGAAGGAUGCACAAUGGUCCCAGUCAACUCGCACAUUAUCAGCGUCAAAGAGCCAGCAUUCAUUCCUGGAUACAGGGCCAGCAAGAACGGAUAUACCGGUGCUGGAGACGUCGCAAACUCUGGGGAAGAAGAUUGAGGCGCUGCUAGAUGAGAAAAACGCAGUUCAGUGGGAUCCGUUUGCACUGGAGACUGCGACUGAAGAAGCGCUUACAGCUGCCUCGUCUAAGGCGAGUGGGAAAUUGAAUCACGAGCUUCUUGCACGAAAGCUUGGAGUGGAGCCAAAACUGCUCAAGGUAAACGCACAUUUACUGAAAAAUGCGCACCAAGUGAACCAGUAUCGUCUUCAUAUUGACAGCUCAGUGGCGGCUGCACUAGCCGGGUCGCCAGGUCCUGGCGGGCGUUUUCUAUCGUCCGAAGAUGAACGGAUCGAACAGGUGCUACACAAAUGCUUAACCGCGGUGUUCACAUCUGACGACACGCUAACUGAGCAAGAGAUGCGGGCAUGCGAGCUAUCUUUUAAAAGCUCACACGCAAGGGAUUUAUUUGUUCUGAUCCUGAUGCAACCAAGCAAUCAGUACGUAGAGAGCGUGAAUGGAUCUCCCAAAGCAGGCGGAGCUAAGAGCUCUUCAGCAUGGUACAACCCGAAGGGUUCUGGUAGCUACAUUGGCGCAGCAGGGUUCCGGUUACUCGCACGAUUGACGUCAGCAUUAAUGAACCAGUGUGCAGUCCAUGAAGACUACUCGACAGCUCGCGGAAUCCUUCAAGUCGCAACUCAGUACUAUCACUACGUGGAGGACAAGCACAGCGGCAUCGGAUUCGCUAAGAAAGAGUAUCUUGUGACGCCUCUGCGGUUGCUACCCAUUUGUCGAUCGCUGGAUCUCUGGCAACACGCGUUUAUCUGCGAGAUCGAUGCUGCGAACCAAGCAGACCCGACCGAAUCGGACGAAGAAGGGCCCGAGACUGUAGGAGACGAACUCUUCUUUUCUGUGAUUGGGAGUCUGAUGUACGAUAUGCUCAACUUCGAGGUACCGCUCCAAAAAGUGCUGACGUUCGUGACAGUCAUGUGCUCGACAUAUCAGAAGGAAAAGGAAUUAUUAGACACACUGAAGCAACUUGCAGAAAAUGUGUACCGUGCUCUCGAUAUGUCCAAGGACAUCAAGCCGUCUCCACCAAAGGAUGCUGUGCAGCCCAGGAUCCACGCAAAGACCAUACACAAGUCGACACCUUCUGCUCCUGCCAAGCCGGAGCUUCCUCCCGAGUCUACUGCGUCUGCAGCACCAGUGGUGUUUGCUGAGAGUCCAGUGUUAUCACGCGAGUAUGAUUUGAACACGGUCAUUCGUCGCAAGAUGUCGGUCCGGGAGAUGCCUCAACUCAGUCAGGUGAAGACAGGGGGUCUGGCGGAUGAGCGAAGGUUCAAUGACAAUCAACACGCAGCAGAUUGGAUGAGUAGGACUCCACCAACACGUCGAAGAAGAAGUAGUGCUAUCUUCCCAAGUGCAGUGUUGGCAAGCUCCGGCUCACCGGUACUGUGUCUGGCUACCAACAACGAUCGUGCAGCUUGUGGCAUGGCUGAUGCGCAUGUGAACGUCGUCGACAUCGAUCCGUCCGAAGAGGAGAAAGGCAUCCGACUUGACGGUCAUAUUGACGCUGUGGUGGCGAUACAGAUGCGUGGGAAUGCCCUGAUCUCAGGGUCUCGAGACCAUACUCUACGUGCAUGGGACCUGCGUGCAACACCCAAAAAGCGCAACAUGUUUGCGUUUUUCUCCUUGUCCUCCACUAGUAGCAACACUAUGAACUCUACGGAAGACAGUGAGGUGGAUGGUGCGUCUGUAUCGAAGCGGAGUAUCGUGAUGCGUGGACAUUUGGAUGCAAUCACGUGUAUGGAGCUGGGACAUCAGCUUAGGAGCUGCAGUGUCGCACUCUUAAGUGGCCACAAAGCUAUUGGCAAGCCAUCAGACAACGGCGGUGUAAGCUGUCUACGCUUGCUGGCAAGUGACGAUGACCUAGCGCUGGGUUAUCGUCGUCGCACAGUGCAGAUUUGGGAUCUCGCGGUGUGUAAGCUGAAGGUUAAUGUGGAGGCUCAUCAAGCUGGUGUACGAGACUUGCAGGUAUCUGGUACUCGACUUGUGACGGCGGCGAAUGAUCGCGUUGUGAAGGUGUGGGAUACGGCAUUUCGUGGCACGGGAGGUACAGUGGAAGCCGUGCAGGAGCUGUGUGGACAUGGUGGUCCUGCUCAAUGUGUGAGUCUCGGAGGACCUGCAGAUCCUACUAUAUGCACGGGUGCUGCUGAUGGUCUGGUUCGAGUUUGGGACCUCCGAUACGUGCAACGAGGCCCUCGAUUAACUUUGCGUGGUCAUACGGGCCCAGUGACGCGUCUGCAGCGUGACUUCACGAAACUUGUGUCAGCAGGAGAAGACGGAUGGAUUCGAGUGUGGGAUAUGCACUCGGGGUCGUGUCUGCGGGAGAAGAAGGUGCACUCGUCUGGGGUGACUUGCCUUGAAAUGCGAGAUUCACUUGUGUAUUCUGGCUCAUGGGAUGGCUCGGUGCGAGUUUGGGAUAUUGAGAACGUCAAUACUUCUGGUCAAGCAACGGGAUAG
Messenger RNA from Phytophthora infestans T30-4, 4836 nucleotides. RefSeq lists its product as uncharacterized. The record is from RefSeq and is a predicted model, not a curated record. Gene Ontology annotation, cellular component: cytoplasmic vesicle. Bases 1 to 4836 code for a protein of 1611 amino acids. Gene Ontology annotation, biological process: regulation of Rab protein signal transduction. Lineage: Eukaryota; Oomycota; Peronosporomycetes; Peronosporales; Peronosporaceae. The transcript is spliced from 8 exons. Gene Ontology annotation, molecular function: protein binding.